Messenger RNA from Daucus carota subsp. sativus, 1146 nucleotides. Its product is annotated as nuclear transcription factor Y subunit A-7. Gene Ontology annotation, molecular function: DNA binding; DNA-binding transcription factor activity, RNA polymerase II-specific. The transcript is spliced from 6 exons. Gene Ontology annotation, biological process: regulation of transcription by RNA polymerase II. Lineage: Eukaryota; Viridiplantae; Streptophyta; Magnoliopsida; Apiales; Apiaceae. The record is from RefSeq and is a predicted model, not a curated record. Gene Ontology annotation, cellular component: CCAAT-binding factor complex. The coding region runs from base 190 to 864 and encodes 224 amino acids.
AAAGAAGGAUGUAACAGUAACAUGUUAGUGUGGUAGAAUGAUCUUACGUUUCAGAAGUAUGCUAACGACGCCAGUUAACUAUAAUGAAGGCGUUGCAUCUUUUUUGUCCAUUGACUCGGAACCAACCAGAGAAGUAGAACCUAAGAGGAGUAUCCAAGCAAUUUAAUAAAAGAAACGUAUAACAUAUUUAUGUACCUUUUGCUUAAUCUGGCAUUGGGGAGUAUUCUGUGUAGCAGCAUCAUGACUUCUUCUCUUCAGGAGUAUUCUGAUAAUAGUGGCGAGGCUGGUGAGCUGCAAACUCAUGCAGAAUCUCAAACCCAGUAUUCAUCACCUGCAACUGAGAUGUCUCAUCCUUGUGUUCCAGCACCGACUGUGCAAUACACAUCUCCACUGCUUGGAGUGGGCAAUACAAUGGGGCAAGCGGCAUACCCAUAUCCAGACCCAUAUUACAGAAGCAUCUUUGCUCCGUACGACACACAGCCAUAUCCUGCACAGCCAUAUCCAGCGCAGCCAAUGGUCCAUCUUCAAUUGAUGGGAAUCCAACAAGCUGGUGUUCCUUUACCCUCGGAUGCAGUCGAGGAGCCUGUCUUUGUUAAUGCAAAACAAUAUCAUGGCAUCAUGCGACGUCGACAAUCUCGUGCCAAAGCUGAAUCGGAAAAUAAAGCUCUCAAGUCUCGUAAGCCAUACUUGCAUGAAUCUCGACAUCAGCAUGCCCUGCGAAGAGCCAGAGGAAAUGGGGGUCGUUUCCUUAAUGCAAAGAAAGAUGAAAAUCAACAAAGUGAAGCUUCGUCGGAUAGAUCUCAGGCCAAUAUUAAUCUCAACUCUGACAAAAUUGAUGUUGCUUCCUCAGACAGCUGCUGUUGAGAAAUGCAAAACUGUACCUGUUUCAUGUCCAGAUUAGAGUUAACUUUCGAACUCAAUCAGGUGACUAAGAUCCAUGCUUAUAGUUUAAGUAUGUUGAUUUGUAGGUUGAUAAAUCCUGAACUGAGAGCCAGUUGUGUGUAUAGUUUCAGUCAUUGGCUUGUUGAGGGGUCAGAAGUAGAAGCGAAGUAUUAGAUUGCGAGUGACAGUGUAUUAUGAUAUUGUGAGCUGUUUGUAAUGAAAUGGAGGUAUACGAUUGUAAUUGAAGGGAUUUAUCUUCCUUGA